Messenger RNA from Melanotaenia boesemani (Boeseman's rainbowfish), 1074 nucleotides. Its product is annotated as histone H4. Gene Ontology annotation, biological process: nucleosome assembly. The coding region runs from base 28 to 339 and encodes 103 amino acids. Gene Ontology annotation, cellular component: nucleosome. Lineage: Eukaryota; Metazoa; Chordata; Actinopteri; Atheriniformes; Melanotaeniidae. The record is from RefSeq and is a predicted model, not a curated record. The transcript has a single exon. Gene Ontology annotation, molecular function: structural constituent of chromatin; protein heterodimerization activity; DNA binding.
UCUGUUUCAUUAUCCGAAAACAUAAUCAUGAGCGGACGCGGCAAAGGAGGUAAAGGACUCGGUAAGGGAGGCGCUAAGCGUCACCGUAAAGUUCUCCGUGAUAACAUCCAGGGAAUCACCAAACCCGCCAUCCGCCGUCUGGCUCGCCGUGGUGGCGUGAAGCGUAUCUCUGGUCUGAUUUACGAGGAGACUCGUGGUGUGUUGAAGGUUUUCCUGGAGAAUGUGAUUCGUGAUGCCGUCACCUACACCGAGCACGCCAAGAGAAAGACCGUGACCGCCAUGGACGUGGUUUAUGCUCUGAAGAGGCAGGGCCGCACUCUGUACGGCUUCGGAGGUUAAACCGGGACCAACACAACCAGCAAACUCCAAGGCUCUUUUAAGGGCCACCCACGUUUCUUGAAGAGCUGAUCACUAAUAUAGAAAAGAUGGGAUUUAUGGCUCUUUCAAAGGAUCAGCUCCCUUCAAACAAGUCAUUCAAGACUGACUUGUUCUCACUUUGUCAUAUUGUGAAUUUUGUAAGAAUCAAUAUGUAUUAAAAUCCGCUAUACAUGAUUUAAAAAAUGAGGAAAAUAUAAAGGAUAAACCUGAGCAGUCAAUGCAAAUUCUAGUAAAUGUGUCAAAAAGAUUUUGAUUGUUUUCAUUCUUAUGCUUCCACUUUGUAUCUAAGGCUUGUUUUAUUGGACAAUGAGAUACACAUGAAUAUUUUUAAUCAUGUCAAGAACUUUGUGUUGCAUAUGGCAUGAAAAGCGCUUUAUAAAGUUUGAUUAAGGCAGUGUCAAAUGUGUGUAAAAAUGGCUCACAAAUGUACGACUCACAGCUGUGUCGGUUCCCAUCGUUUUAAGUCAUUCAAAAGAAUUGAUUAGUUUGUGAAUGUCACAUCUCUAUAAUAGAAGCAAAGAAGACAGAAAUGUUAUUUUGAAUUACUAUAGAGUACAUAUUUAAGUGAAAAAUCCAUUAGAGCAAUGACAUUGAAAAAUUGCAUCUUUGAAAUGUACUAGCUGCUGGAAAGCUGAUGCUGAGCAGUUUACCUUUUUCCUUUGUCUAAUUUCAGAAUUAAAUUUUUAAAUCAUUUUA